AUGCCACCAAAAACAGGCCGAGGGCGCUCUUCCAAAGCCACCACCACCAGCAGCGCUCCAAACUCUCCCAGAGCAAGCAGAGCUGGCCCAUCAUCCCGUCAAGCACAGGAAGAAACAACCACAACAUCAAGUCCCAUCACAAGCCCAAGAUCACCAACUACCGCCAGAAAUACGAAGCAGCCAAUGUCCCCAACAGCGGCAAAAACAGCGGCAAAAACAACAAAUAGAGUAACCAAGCGACCAGCCGGCAAAGCCCCGCGAUCAUCAAACAUACAACCGGGCGACCCAACCCCCAUCGGCAAACGCCGCCGCUACAAGCCCGGCACCGUCGCCCUCAAAGAAAUCCGCAAAUACCAACGCUCCUUCGAUUUGUUGAUUAGCAAACUCCCCUUUGCCCGCUUAGUUCGCGAAGUCGCACUAGACCUGCUACCAGCCGAAGUAGGCGCCGAACUACGAUGGCAAUCGCACGCAAUUAUGGCGCUGCAAGAAGCUGCAGAGGCGUUUUUGGUGCAUCUGUUUGAGGAUACGAAUCUGUGCGCCAUUCAUGCGAAGAGGGUUACGAUUAUGCAGAAGGAUAUUCAGCUUGCCAGGCGGAUUAGGGGGAUGUGGGCUGGUUUGGGCUAA
Talaromyces marneffei is the source of this 624-nucleotide messenger RNA. RefSeq lists its product as uncharacterized. Bases 1 to 624 code for a protein of 207 amino acids. Lineage: Eukaryota; Fungi; Ascomycota; Eurotiomycetes; Eurotiales; Trichocomaceae. The record is from RefSeq and is a predicted model, not a curated record. Gene Ontology annotation, cellular component: nucleosome. The transcript has 2 exons. Gene Ontology annotation, molecular function: protein heterodimerization activity; DNA binding; structural constituent of chromatin.